AAUGACGCCAACAAAAGGGAAUCGGCGAUAGUAUCAAUUCAAACAACAACGUUCGUUUCCAGGCUGUACGAGAAAAUUAUUUUGCUGAAAAACUGAAUGGUUUCGAAUUGUUAAUUUAGAAAAACGAAUGCGAACAGAUAAUACACCAUAAUGCCGGUGGAGCACACAAAUAUAAAAGUGGCGGUGCGCGUCAGACCGUAUAAUGCUAAGGAAUUAGAACAUACACAGCGUAGUAUUAUCAAGGUUAUGGAUAGAUCGGCUUUGCUGUUCGAUCCGGACGAAGAAGACGAUGAAUUCUUCUUCCACGGCACCAAACAGAAUUACCGGGACAUCACAAAACGUAUGAACAAGAAGCUGACGAUGGAAUUUGAUCGCGUAUUCGACAUAGACAACACAAACCAGGAUCUCUUUGAGGAGUGUACGGCGCCGCUGGUCGACGCGGUGCUCAAUGGGUACAACUGCUCCGUGUUUGUGUAUGGCGCGACAGGAGCUGGGAAGACAUUCACCAUGCUGGGCAGCGACGCAACUCCCGGCAUAACGUUUCUGACCAUGCGCGACCUGUUCGAUAAGAUCCAGGCGCAAAGUGAUGUGAGGAAAUUCGAUGUGGGUGUCUCAUACCUGGAGGUAUACAACGAGCACGUUAUGAAUCUGCUCACAAAGUCGGGUCCACUAAAACUACGCGAGGACUCCAACGGUGUGGUUGUGAGCGGGCUGCGACUGACCCCCAUCUACAGCGCUGAAGAACUGCUGCGGAUGCUGGCUGGGAAUUCGCAUCGAACUCAACACCCCACCGAUGCCAACGCGGAGAGUUCGCGAUCCCAUGCCAUCUUCCAGGUGCACAUACGCAUCACGGAUCGCAAAACCGACACAAAGCGAACGGUCAAGCUGUCGAUGAUUGAUUUGGCGGGCAGUGAACGAGCGGCCAGCACCAAGGGUAUUGGUGUGCGCUUCAAGGAGGGUGCCAGCAUCAACAAGAGUCUCCUGGCGCUGGGAAACUGCAUCAACAAGUUGGCCGAUGGCCUCAAGCACAUACCCUAUCGUGACUCGAACCUGACACGCAUCCUGAAAGACUCUCUCGGCGGCAACUGCCGCACGCUGAUGGUUGCCAAUGUGUCGAUGAGCUCCCUUACAUACGAGGACACCUACAAUACCUUGAAGUACGCUAGUCGAGCGAAGAAGAUCCGAACCACAUUGAAGCAGAACGUGCUCAAGUCGAAAAUGCCCACAGAGUUCUAUGUGAAGAAGAUCGACGAGGUCAUGGCCGAGAAUGAGCGAUUGAAGGAGCGCAACAAGGCGUUGGAGGCGAAGGUGGCUCAGCUGGAGCGCAGUAGCAGCAAUGGCUACGAUCCCCAGGAGUUGAAGUCAUGGUACACCAAGAUAGAUGCUGUAUAUGCCACUGCGAAGACGAUCCAGGAGUGCACGAUCGGCGUACGGAGUAAGAUUAAGACUGUUAACUAUCGGCAGACGCUAAAAAAGGAUUUCGAGGAAUUCAGGAAGAUGUUGUCACAGGACCAACGAAUGUGCCAAGAGGACUACCGCCGAUUUAAUAACUAUAUGAGUACGCUGGCCAGUCAAAACAGCAAAUACACUGAGGAGCUGCCGGGCUGGCAGGCUAAAGUUCAGCACGCCUACCGAGAAGUGGAGAGUUUGAAGCGUGAGGUCAAUCAAUCGAAGCUUCAGCAAGUCCUUGGCCUGUAUGUAAAGAGCAAGGAUCUCGAACUGCAGAUGGCAAAACACAAUAUAUCCAGCAACCACCUGCACUUGAUCAACCGGGAGCUGGUGGAGAACUCGGACCUUAUACGCAAAUCCUUUACCACUGCCUGCGAUGUACUGAGCCAGGCGUAUGAUCGGCUCGAGGAGGCCGAGAAGUUGACACCAGAUAUUCAAGCAUUGUACGAUCGCCUGCAGCGAAAAAUGCGAUUCGCUGAAUCUGAGGCCAACGUUUUGGAAUUGGAAACGGACGAGACUGAGAAGCCUGUGUACAAGCGUUUGCUGGGCAGUGAAGAGGACGAGGAGCAAGCAGACACACUCACAGCCAGCGCCAAGAAGCGGCAGUUUGUGCGGAAAGCACAAAUUGAUGAUGAUCUCCAUUUGAGUGUGGACAGUACCACCGACAGCCUGGAAACAGAUUCAGACUCUGACGAAGCGCACAAGACAUUCAAGAUGCCACGUAACCUCAACCAGACGCAAGUCCUGGGCACUACAUUCAAUGCUCUGACAUCGACGGUAACAAAACAGCGUAAAGUCCACCAACGCAUUGUCACGGACUUGCUGUCCGAACAGAAUGUGCGCGGUGGCAAUGACAAGAUCAAACAAGUUCUGCUUAAAUCUAACAACUUUACUACCCAAGGACUGCAGCGAACCCUGGCCGCGGCCUCAAUAGCCAAGGAAAACGUAAAAUUCAACGGGAAUUAUGUGCGCAAGAGUCCGCGUGCCCUUGUGGCAAAAACAAUGGCGGGAAGUUCAACGCUAACCCGUAAACCACUGGGAUCGGGAAGUAAGGAGCCGCCAUUGGUAAAGUUCAAUCGGGCCGCAUCGUUUCGCUUGAAGAAAUGAGGAGGAGGGACGCUGUACACGUUAGUUUUAAUUUUUGUUCGCUUUUUAUUAUUUAACGAUUUGAUGUGUUGGGGACUCGAAACCAUUUAAUGCCCACAGAACAUCAGAACAUUAACCCAUCCAAAUUCAAAACCUUAAACCAUAUUCGUUUUGAGUUGUUUAUUCAAACAGAAAUACCCUACCCUGAAUAUAUUUAUGUACGUUAAUUUUAUAAGUUGAAUGAGAACUGCGUUACGCGCUUUAUCUAAAAAUAUAUGGCCGCUUCCUUGCCAUCA
This is a messenger RNA of Drosophila obscura, 2831 nucleotides long. It is a transcript of the gene Klp67A, whose product is annotated as kinesin-like protein KIF18A. Gene Ontology annotation, biological process: microtubule-based movement. Gene Ontology annotation, molecular function: microtubule motor activity; ATP binding; microtubule binding. The record is from RefSeq and is a predicted model, not a curated record. NCBI's taxonomy places the organism in Eukaryota, Metazoa, Arthropoda, Insecta, Diptera, Drosophilidae.